This is a messenger RNA of Cyclopterus lumpus (lumpfish), 5966 nucleotides long. RefSeq names its product Rho GTPase activating protein 27, like (gene arhgap27l). The transcript has 23 exons. Gene Ontology annotation, molecular function: protein binding. Gene Ontology annotation, biological process: regulation of GTPase activity; signal transduction. The record is from RefSeq and is a predicted model, not a curated record. Lineage: Eukaryota; Metazoa; Chordata; Actinopteri; Perciformes; Cyclopteridae. The coding region runs from base 450 to 3497 and encodes 1015 amino acids. Gene Ontology annotation, cellular component: cytoplasm.
GUGGAGUCUAUGCUGUUGUGUGGGCGUGGCUGACAGCAGACGGGAAGAGCAGACACUUCCCUCCAUAAACAGAACUGGCCUCAGCCUCCUGCUAUUGUUCUCUGUGUGUGUGUGUGUGUGUGUGUGUGUGUGUGUGUGUGUGUGUGUGUGUGUGUGUGUGUGUGUGUGUGUGUGUGUGGUGUAUAUGGUUUCUUCAGAGUAAAGUGCAGGUGAACACUGAUGCAAAGUCUACAGGUUUCCACCUGAGCAGUUAAUGUCACCGCUAAGCCCCGCCUCUCUACCUGCGGAGUCUGCGGUGUGGAAAGAAGAGCUGCAGUGUCGUCUCUAAAUAACGAAAGAACCUGCCGACUUCCGGGAAGCUUUUAACUGUGUACUGGGGCUGAUGAUCAGAUGUGACCUUUGACCCCUCACCUUCAGAGUCACCUUUCCAUCUGAGGGGGGUCAUCAUCAUGGCAACAACUUCCUCCCUGCUGAGCCCCGGUCUGGGUCUGGUCCUGGUGGAGUUUCAUUACAACUACCAGGGUCGGGACGGCGUGCCGGUCUCCAUCAAACCCAACGAGCGCUACGUCCUGCUGGCAAAGACCAACGACCACUGGUGGCAGGUUCAGAGGGACCGCGGCUCCAAGCCCUUCUACAUCCCUGCUAAGUACGUCAAGGAGCUGCCCAUAGACUUCCCUUCGCCCUUGGACUUCGAUCCGCCCGGUCCUGAACCAGUGCUGCUUCCUGUUACGGCCCUUGUUCCCGUCCCCAUCCCUGUCCCUGUCCCUGUACCAAAGACUCUGGAGGAGCCCAGAACCAAACCGGGGGAUGAGGUGAUGAUCCGACUCAGACCCGAUGCUUCCAAAGGAUACCGCAAGACAGAGAACCGCAUGUCUACGUUUGGGGUCCCGCUGGACUUCCAUGACUCGUCGUCUCUGGUGACACCAGCAUCGCGGCAUCCCAGCAACCCUCCAGUGAGUCCCAGAGAGACUGGGACUACAAACAUGGCCGACGAUGAUGUUAGCAAAAAGCACCUUUCACAGGAUCAGGUUCACAUGGACUUGGACAAAUCCCGAGUUCCCAGUUUCAGUCCCGCAGACCCCGUCUCCACACUCAGAUCCCAGACCCAGCCCAUCCUUGUAGAAACACCGGUAGUCCCGAUGUUCCACAGUGACCACCAGGAGUCCCCCAUAGAGCCAAAGGAGGAGCUGGAGGAGGACAGCAGCGGCGAGGAAGGUCCACGAAAGGAGGAAGACUCAAACCACAUCUACGAGUCCAUCCAGGACCUGAACCUGGACCUUGAGGCUCUGGUCGGAGGAAAAGGGAAUCCAGGAGCGCCGUCUGAACCUACACCUGCCCCGCCCCUUUUACAGGACCCAAAGUCACCGAUCUACGCUAACGUCUCCUCUGUGAAGAAAACAAACAUCCCUCAGAUCUCCAUCUCGGGCUCCGCCCUCCCAUCAUCACCUCCUCCUGGCCCUACCCCCUCCAUCCCCGGUCCCAGUUCAUCUUCUUCAACCUCCAGAAUGAUGAGCCCCGCCUCCCCCCUCAGACCACAGGACAGGUGGCAGGUUCACACGGACCAGGACAGUGGGAAGGAGUUUUAUUUCCACCCUGUAACCAGAGAGACUACUUGGUCCGACCCCCACGGCCCUCCACCCCCGCCUUAUGGAGACUUGGACCAGUCCAGGGACAGCGAGGGGGGUCAGCUGACCUCCCCCUCCCCUGUGCUCUCCCCAGACUCUUCUCAGGGUUCUGCUAGUUGGCAGCAGCUGGUGGACGAAGUCUCAGGGAGGUUUUACUACCACAACCCCACCUUGGGGGCCACGUCAUGGGCUGGACCGGUGCGGCUUUCCUCCUCCUCCCCACCUGCAGAAUCCACAGCGAGCAGGAGGAACGACGACGGCCCGCCUCCGCUGCCCGAAGAAGAUUAUCCUUCACAGGUACACAAUGACGACGUCUUUACAACGAAUCCUCUGCAGCCAGUGUGUUUGAUUCCCAGAGCUCAGCUGGACCUGAGAUAUGAAAGUGGCUCUCAGUUCAGGCUGCAAGAGGUUGCACCUUUGCCUCAAAACCUGAUGGGAAAUGGAGUUUCUGGGGAGGGAACGGCUGUGCAGGUCAAGAACUGGAGACACAGCAUUGCUGAAGAGACGGUUGCUCACAGUCACAGGAGGAAUGUCUCUGAGUUCAUUGAGGCGUCUAACAGAAGACCCUCCCCCGACAGUCCUCAGACGGUUGCUCACAGUCACAGGAGGAAUGUCUCUGAGUUCAUUGAGGCGUCUAACAGAAGACCCUCCCCCGACAGUCCUCAGCUUUCUGAUCUGCACAAACUGAAGAGGAACCUGUCUGACCGGAGCUCAGUUUCUGAUCAGCAUCACGUCCAUCUGCUGGAGAAAGCAGGAAUCAUGAAUAAGACCAAAGUAGUCGAUCACGGUAAAAAGAUCAGGAAGAACUGGAGUCAGUCAUGGACCGUCCUCCACGGGGGUAUCCUCACCUUCCACAAAGACCCCAAGUCUGCUCCCACUGGGACUGCUGGUAAAACGUCACAGAUUGUUCCAGAAUACACGGUGGAGCUGAGAGGAGCCUCCGUGGGCCGAGCCGCCAAGGACAAGUCGUCCAAGAAGAACGUCCUGGAGCUGAAGACCCGUCAGGGCUGCGAGUACCUGAUGCAGUACGACACUGAGAGCAUCAUCAACGACUGGCUGAAAGUGAUGCAGGACACGAUGAGACAGCUGGAACAGGACCAUGUGUCAGAGGACGAGGACGAAGCUGCUUCUGACAAAGAGGACAAAGACAGGAAGAGAUCAACCUCCAGGAGUUCAUCAUCAGACACGGAGCAGAGACGUGUUCGGACUAAACUGCGUCGUUUCCUCCAGAGGAGGCCGACACUGGAGAGCGUGAAAGAGAGAGGCUACAUACGAGACAACGUGUUCGGCUGUCACCUGGAUACACUCAGUCACCGAGAGAACAGCACAACACCAAGAUUCAUGGAGAAGUGUAUCAGAGCGGUAGAGAGGAGAGGUCUGGAUGUGGACGGGAUCUACAGAGUGAGUGGAAACCUGGCUGUGAUCCAGAAACUGAGACACAAAGCAGAUCAUGAGGAGCAGCUGGACCUGGAGGACGGACAGUGGGAGGAGAUCCAUGUGAUUGCUGGAGCUCUGAAGCUUUUCCUGCGUGAGCUUCCGGAACCGCUUUUCCCCUUCAGCUGCUUCGACAAGUUCAUCGCUGCCAUCCAGGUUCAGGACUACAGCCAGAAAGUCUCCUACAUGAAGGACCUGGUUAGCUCUCUGCCUCUGCCGAACCACGACACCAUGGAGCUGCUGUUCAAACACCUGCGCAGGGUGAUCGAGCACAAGGAGUCCAACAGGAUGUCGUUCCAGAGCGUCGGCAUUGUGUUUGGCCCCACGUUGCUCCGCCCUCAGACCGAGUCCUCCAACAUGACGAUCCACAUGGUGUUCCAGAGUCAGAUAGUGGAGCUCAUGCUCAAAGAGUUCCAUGCCGUCUUCUCCCAGCGGUAGGGGGGACUUCCUGGAGUUCCUCUGACUGUAAGACCUCCUGGAAGCCCUCCAAACAUCAGGAAACCUGCUGAAAGACUUCUAACGUGUCGGAGAACCUUUUCAACCUUUGAACCUAAUCAUCUCCUCCUCUCUGAUCCAAGUUCCCCGGAGUUUGAACCUGGAAUGUGCUUGCUGGAAUGUGCUGGCCUCUUUCUAACGGCUGUGCCUUAAACUAUCCAAGUAGAUCUUGAGUGGAACCACCUAGAACAUAUUUUCUUGGCCCCUCCAUACAUCAGGACCAAAAACCAUGACUGGGGAUUACAAGUGGAACCAGCUGGCUUCACCGGGUACCUCUCUAACUACUGCACCUGAAAGGGAGUGGAACUGUCUAGAACGCUGGACUGGUUUCGUUAUCUUAAACGUGAGCCAUGUUAUAAUGCAAAAGACCAACAGCAACUUAAACAAACCACAUAAUCCAUUUUAUAGUAAAUCUGUUCCGAGUUUUAUAAAAGCAUGGUCAUCAGAAUUUAUGGAAGUAUGUAGAACCUUGGAACCUUUCAAGGCAACAGACCAAACAAAACUUACUUACUGAGGUACCUUAAACAAACUCAAUAUCUCACUUUGAGGAACAACUGUCCCAAAAACUUUUAGAACUCUUUGGACCCAAAAAUCACCUCCUCCUUUUUAAAAUUGGGUUGACAUUUAAAUUCAAGGGGUGUUGAACAUGUUAAGGACAUAAUGCUCUCAUAACAGGAUCACCAGGUCUUUUAUAACAGUCAGACCCUGAAUGAAACCACCUAGAACCCUGGACUGGUUCUGAAACCUUAACCAGCACCUCCACUUUGCUUUCAAGACAACAGACCAAACAAAACACAUCUACUUGGCACAUGAAUACAACCCAGAACCCAACAUCUCACUUGGAGAUAGAGAACUAUCCAAACAGGUUCCAGAUCCUUUUGGAACAUUAUAGAACUCUGCCACCAACCAUCAUCUGACCCAGAUGGAACCACCUAAGCCAGCGGUUCUAAGAGACAAGUUGGAAUAUCACAACAGACCAACAGAUCGUCGGCGCUUUGCAACUGAAAAACACAUGAAACCUCUCAAGAAUCUUCACAACUUUGAACCUUCAGGACCCAUCCGUCUCCAGGGAUUCUGCAUGUGCUGCGCGGUUUUUAAGGAAAGUUCCAGGUAUUCAAAGGUCUCAGGAGUUAAUUAACAGAACUAAUCAGCCAAGAAAAAAACUCUUCAGAACCAAAGAAACAUCGUACACAAAACAAGAUUUACACAAUUUCUGUAGAACCUCAAAUGUUGUUCUCGACUUCCUGAACCCAACCAGCCAGUGAUGCCUCGAUGCUGAGGUUCUAGCUGUUUUUUGAUCAGACUGUCCUCUCUGUCCUUUCUGACCUCUCUGUCCUUAUUGUCCUCUCUGUCCGUAUUGUCCUCUAUGGCCUUAUUGUCCUCUCUGUCUUCUCUGUCCUUAUUGUCCUCUCUGUCCUCUCUGUCCUUAUUGUCCUCUCUGUCCUUAUUAUCCUCUCUGUCCUUAUUAUCCUCUCUGUCCGUAUUGUCCUUAUUGUCCUCUCUGUCCUUAUUGUCCUCUCUGUCCGUAUUGUCCUCUAUGGCCUUAUUGUCCUCUCUGUCCGUAUUGUCCUUAUUGUCCUCUCUGUCCGUAUUGUCCUUAUUGUCCUCUCUGUCCGUAUUGGCCUUAUUGUCCUCUCUGUCCGUAUUGUCCUUAUUGUCCUCUCUGUCCGUAUUGUCCUUAUUGUCCUCUCUGUCCUUAUUGUCCUCUCUGUCCAUAUUGUCCUCUAUGGCCUUAUUGUCCUCUCUGUCCGUAUUGUCCUCUCUGUCCGUAUUGUCCUUAUUGUCCUCUCUGUCCGUAUUGUCCUCUAUGGCCUUAUUGUCCUCUCUGUCCGUAUUGUCCUUAUUGUCCUCUCUGUCCGUAUUGUCCUCUAUGGCCUUAUUGUCCUCUCUGUCCGUAUUGUCCUUAUUGUCCGUUCUGUCCUCUCUGUCCAUAUUGUCUUCUCUGUCCUUAUUGUCCUUUCUGUCCUCUAUGUCCUCUCUUUCCUUAUUGUCCUCUCUGUCCUACCUGCACACUUCUACCGAUGCAGAGUGCAACUUGGUUUGAACUUUGGGUCUGAAGGACCGACGUCAGAGUGCACAGGAUUCAACUGGAAUGGCAGGAGAAGAACCAACCAAUCACAAUCCAUUUAAAACACCUGAAAGGAAGAUAUGCCAAAGGGAGCUCUUCUGUGUCCAUACUUUUGAUACCCUUCAGCCAAUAGGCCGAAAUGAGGAAUCUCCUCCCUGUCCUUAUGGUCUGUCCAUGUUUAUAACGUCUCAGUAAUUCAGGAGGAGCUGAUGUUCCCAGUACUGAUCAAUACAAUCACCAGCAGUUAUGCACAGAAAAGUAAUUUUCCCAUAUUUGUUGACGCAAAGUUUCCUUCAGUUUUAAAUGAAUAUGACAUCUUCUUAUUAAACACUGGAUCCAAAUCA